AGUUCGUCGGACGUGAUGUCAUCAUGUUGAUAUCAGCCAAUAGGAAUCCACUAUACUUCAAUUUUGGUGCGAAAUCUCAACAUUCGGCUUAUUCGUUGCAUCAAGGUACGACCGUACAGGUUCUCUUUUACCGAAUUAAUUACUCCAGACAUAAAAAUGCCGCUCCACGUAUCAAGCAAGGAAAACAUCAGUAAUAACCUUAGUAAAGUAAAUCUUAACGGGAAGAAUUCUCCUAAAAAAAUUUGUGUAGAGCCAUAUAUAUCGAAUGACAAAGGUGUUAAAAACAAUGGCAUUUCUAAAAUUACAAAGAAAUUGGAUCUUAAGGAGAAUGGCUUUGAUCCAGAACUAGAGCCUCUACUCAAAGAGAAUCCUCGUAGAUUUGUUGUAUUUCCAAUCGAAUGGCCAGAUAUCUGGGCAAAGUACAAGGAAGCAGAGGCUUCCUUCUGGACUGCAGAAGAAGUAGAUUUAGGCGAGGACGUGAAGCACUGGGUAAAGUUAACAGAUGACGAACGUCAUUUUAUAUCCCAUGUAUUGGCGUUUUUUGCAGCAUCAGAUGGUAUUGUCAAUGAGAAUCUAGUAGAACGGUUCAGUCAAGAAGUCCAAGUAACGGAAGCACGGUGCUUCUAUGGUUUUCAAAUAGCAAUUGAAAAUGUACACUCAGAAAUGUAUUCCCUCCUUAUAAACACAUUCAUCAGUAAUGCCGAAGAGAGGGAUUUUCUCUUCAAUGCCAUCGAGAAUCUUCCCUGCGUUGCUAAAAAAGCCAAUUGGGCCUUAAAUUGGAUUUCGCAUGACACAGCAACUUUUGCAGAACGUGUGAUUGCGUUCGCAGCGGUAGAAGGAAUCUUCUUCAGUGGUAGUUUCGCUGCUAUCUUUUGGCUGAAGAAACGUGGUAUCAUGCCUGGACUUACAUUCAGCAACGAAUUAAUUUCCAGAGAUGAGGGACUUCACUGCGAAUUCGCUUGUCUAAUGUUCAAACACAUUAUACAGAAACCUUCUCAGGAACGAGUUAUCUCCAUUAUCAAGGAUGCUGUGGAAAUUGAAAAAGAAUUCCUCACGGUAGCACUUCCAGUCCAAAUGAUUGGAAUGAAUUGCACUCUCAUGUGUCAGUACAUCGAAUACGUCGCCGAUAGACUUCUAAUAGACUUAGGAUGUCCACGCGUCUAUGGCUCUAACAAUCCCUUCGACUUUAUGGAACACAUCUCCCUCGCAGGCAAGACGAACUUCUUUGAGAAAAAGGUUGGUGAAUACAUGAAGUUCGGUGUUAAUCAGACAGAAGAGAAAACUAAUGGUGCGUUCAAAAUGGUCGAAGAUUUUUAACAAGGAUUUAAUAACAUCAAUUUGUGAUAUAUUAUGUAAAAAAAAACUGGUACACCGAGCGUGCUCGGGUUCUAAUAUCUUCUGUAAGUUUUCUAUAUUUGUAAAGAUAUUGUAUUAGCUUGUAGAUUUUGAUAAGUUGACUAGGAACAGUUUUAUUCCGUAAAAAGACCUGUAUGUCUGUUUGAUAUAAAGCCAUUCACCUGGUCGAAUGACUGUGACAUAGAAGUGCAAUUUUGAAAAUUCGUCGCUGGUGCUGACUCGCGUGUUACACGUGCAAAAAUUCUAUUUCUAUCAGGUGGAGACUAUAUCUUUGUGUGCGCACUUAGGCUGAUUGCUUUCAUAGGAAAUUUACAAAUUCUUAUGUAAAUGACUAUCGCGGUUGUUCUAAAAUAUUUAUCUACUGCAUUUUUUCAUUUAAUGAUUGUCACAUAGCCUGAAUGAUACAGUUAAUCAAUAUGUACAUUUUAUUUCUCAGAUCCUAGCAUUAUCUGUAUGCUUGCGGUAUUCACUUAAGUUACAUGGUAUCGUACUUAUAUUUUAUAUAACGAUCAGAUAAAUUACAGUUAGAAUAAUAAAUUGCCUAGUAAUUUAA
Molecule: messenger RNA, 1909 nt
Organism: Cephus cinctus (wheat stem sawfly)
Lineage: Eukaryota; Metazoa; Arthropoda; Insecta; Hymenoptera; Cephidae
Gene: RnrS
Product: ribonucleoside-diphosphate reductase subunit M2 B
Exons: 6
Coding region: 157-1317 (386 amino acids)
Biological process (GO): deoxyribonucleotide biosynthetic process
Cellular component (GO): cytosol
Molecular function (GO): ribonucleoside-diphosphate reductase activity, thioredoxin disulfide as acceptor
Source: RefSeq, a predicted model, not a curated record